Molecule: messenger RNA, 1581 nt
Organism: Neltuma alba
Lineage: Eukaryota; Viridiplantae; Streptophyta; Magnoliopsida; Fabales; Fabaceae
Product: SUPPRESSOR OF GAMMA RESPONSE 1
Exons: 7
Coding region: 80-1270 (396 amino acids)
Biological process (GO): regulation of DNA-templated transcription
Cellular component (GO): nucleus
Molecular function (GO): transcription cis-regulatory region binding; DNA-binding transcription factor activity
Source: RefSeq, a predicted model, not a curated record
CUCUCACUCUCCUCGUCCCCCCCCCUCUCUCUAGAGUCUCGAAUGCGAUUUCGGUGUCAUCUUCUAGUUCUUCGAUAGUAUGGCUAGGAGCUGGCUUCUUGAUGUCGGAGGGUUUGCCAAGAAAGUGAAAAGCAGUUCUCUGCCCUCAGCUGAGCAAAUCAAAGACUGUGGGGCAUAUCGUGAAUGUCCAAAUUGUCAUUGGCAUAUUGAUAAUAGUGAUGUUUUCCCUGAGUGGCCCGGCUUUCCCGCUGGGGUAAAAUUUGAUCCUUCUGAUAUAGAGCUCUUAGAACAUUUAGCUGCAAAAUGUGGCAUCGGAAAUGCAGAGCCCCACAUGUUUAUCAAUGAGUUCAUUUCAACGCUGGAGGGUGAUGACGGUAUUUGCUACACUCAUCCAGAAAAUCUUCCAGGUGCUAAAAAAGAUGGGAGUAGUGUCCAUUUCUUUCAUAGAACAAUUAAUGCCUAUGCAUGUGGUCAACGAAAGCGUCGAAAGAUUCAUCAUCAUCAUGGUGCAACUGAGGACCAUGUGCGGUGGCACAAGACUGGGAAGACCAAAUCUGUGAUGGGAGACGGCAUACACAAAGGUUUUAAAAAGAUCAUGGUUCUUUAUGUAAGACCUGAGAAAGGUUCAAAGCCGUAUAAAUCCAAUUGGGUGAUGCAUCAAUACCAUCUGGGGACUGAAGAAGAGGAGAAGGAAGGUGAAUAUGUGGUCUCAAAGGUUUUUUAUCAAAAGAAGCAGCUGGAGAAAAAUGAGGAGAAUCCAUUGGUUGAAGAGUCAGAUAAUAUGACAUCACGAACAAGUCCAAGAACCCCAAACCCAAACCCCCGCAACCCACCUCGACCAGGAAAUUCUGCUGACUGUGAUGAUAAUUUUGAUGAGAAAGUACAUCUCUCAUUCAACAGGGAUGCUGAGUCUAUCCCUGGAGAGCCAAGUGCCUUACCAACUGAUGUCCGGGAUGAGGAUGAUGCGAGUGGCCCCGCAUGGUUGGCUGGUGAAUCACAGGCUAUUGAAACCUCUGACUUUGAUGGUUUGGAUGACAUAUUAUUAUGCAAGGAGAUCUUAGGUUCCACUCAAUUAAAUGAUUCGGGAAUGAAUCCCACCACAGUCAAUGGCUUUGCCGGCGACACAAACUUGUCAGCCGGAAAUGACAAUGCAUCCUUUGGAAUCUCUGACCUGGAUAACCUGGAAUUGGGUACUCCCCCAGAUUUCCAACUUUCUAACUUGCAAUUUUGUUCUCAAGACAGUAUACUUGACUGGAUAGACAGAAUAUGAUAUGCUUUAUGAAGUUUCCCAGAACUGUUCUAUCCACUUACCUCGAUGAGACAUUACUGGCUGCCUCAAGUUCGUGAACUCUUUCAGCUUCCAGCUCAGCCGACGCCGGAGUUUGAGCACUCUGCACGUCCGUAGUGUUCACAUGAAUCUGUAGUUGAAUUUUUAACUCGUUAUGUGAAAGCCAUUGAAAUGGCAUGUUGAUCUAUGUUGUAAUAUAUUUUGUGUUGUAUGUAUGUAAAGAUUACCACCAAAUUGGCUGAAUAUUACCAACUAAGCUUCUUUAAUUGAUAAUAUGGGAAAUUGUGUGUUAA